This is a messenger RNA of Drosophila kikkawai, 1227 nucleotides long. RefSeq lists its product as uncharacterized. The record is from RefSeq and is a predicted model, not a curated record. Lineage: Eukaryota; Metazoa; Arthropoda; Insecta; Diptera; Drosophilidae.
AAAAGGAUAAAGACCUACCAGCAGAUCUUUAUCCUUUGUCUAGUUUUUCUGGUGAGUUGUGGAGGAGUAAGUGGAAAUUAUUUAUUUCCAAAUAAAUCUUGGAAUUGUGAUCGUAGUUCCCCCUGGAAACCCCUUCAAAAACAUCUCCCUUAAAGCGUUCCCACAUAAAUCAUUAGGUAAUACACCUAGAUCCUUAGCCUGUCUUUUAAAAUUGUUGCCUAAAUCCGAGCCAAGUUUUCUUGUUUUACAAAAUUCCAAAAGAUCUGUUGAAAUAAAGAAAAGCUCUCCGUAAAAUGCCCUACCACGAUCGGACGAAGGCCCGCCUGGAGAACGAGGUAUCCACCCUGCGCCACGAAGUGGUUGCGCUGCGCUCCAAGCAGAAGCAACGCCGCCAAGAGCAAAUGGAUCAGGCAGUGCUACAGGCACGUCUUGAGCAGGAAAUCCAUGAGCUACAGACCGAAGUGGAGACACUGCGGCUCAAGCGCAAGAUGCGCGAAAGUGGCGGAACGGAGCACAACAAGCUGAACCAGCAUAUACAGAAGCUAGAUGAGCAUGUGACCAAGCAGGAGCAUUACAUCAAAUUCCUUGAAGAGCAGAUAAAUCGCACACGCACCAAGUACCAGCAGCGAAUGACCAAUGUCCACCAGAGCGCCGAUCAGUUGGAGGAGAAGCUGAAGAAGGUGCGCCACGAGAUGCGCAACAUCAAGGAGCAGGCUGGUGAGGUGGAUCAGCUAAACAAACGCGUGACCUGCCUCAGUGCCAAGCUAGAGCGAAGGGACAAGAUCAUAGCCCACUAUGAGGCCCAGCAUGCGGACUUUAUGAAGGUUAUUGCGGAUCUGGAGAAGCAGGUGGAGCGACAGGCUGGUGGAGAUGGGGGUGACGGAAAGGAGCCUAAGUUGACCUACGGCAGCGAGCUAAACAGUGAGGAUGUCAAAAGUGAAGUGAAGUCUCCUUCCCCAGUUUGUGAUCCUCCCAAAUCAAAGCCAGGAUCCUACUUUGCCAGCUUGGCAACGGCGCUGAGAAUGAAAUUUGAUGAUGCUUAAAGAUAACAAAUUGCUUUUGAUAAGGAAUCUUAAAGAUACAACUUUUACAUCUCUUCAGAUCUACCUUCCAAAUUGAUUAAUAUAGUGUGAAUUGUAUAAUUGAUUAGUGAUCAUAAAUUGUAAUGAGCAUUUUAUAAAUUUAUUGUAAAAAAAGUAAACUAAACCUCAAGUUUCUUAUGUAAAA